AUGGACGCCCACACGACCCCCUGGGAGACGCUUGCCGGCAUAAGGCGCUCAGAUGUACGUGAUGAGCCGCCGUCAAACCCUCGCCGAGCCCCGCCAAGCCUCCAGCAGCAAGUGGCGAUAGCGGUAGUGGAGGGAGGUAUGCAGACCACUCCUACACACUCCACACUCAUACCCUCCCCCACAUCUCCUCCACACCCUCCCACUGGAACUAAUCCCAGUGAUAAGCCGGAGCAUCUGCCAACCCAACAGGUUCCUCGAGCAGCCACCGUUACUCCAGACCUCCCACGACCCUCCAAAUUGACACGCCCCUAUGACCUUCUCACCAAGGCACCCACCCACGCCCUACCGUUCCUCAAGCGUCACGCCACGACUCUGGUUCUUAAUAGGCAGAACCGCCCCCAAGGACCUCACCUCGACUCCACAACCCUCUCGGAGUCUGCACCUCAUCUCGCCCCCUCAGAAUCCUCAAGCACCUCUCUUCCUGUCGCCACCCACACCCACACCAGCCUCCUCACGUACUCGAACCGUCGUGCCGAUGAUUGCCUGCAGACCUCUAGACACCCCGACAGACAAGCAAAGUUCAAGACCAAUCCAUCACGCCUCCCCACACCCGCGAUGACACACGCACUCCCUACACACCGCGGAGGGUCCGACCACGACCACCACCACCAUUAA
Messenger RNA from Scylla paramamosain (green mud crab), 675 nucleotides. RefSeq names its product soluble scavenger receptor cysteine-rich domain-containing protein SSC5D-like. The coding region runs from base 1 to 675 and encodes 224 amino acids. The record is from RefSeq and is a predicted model, not a curated record. Lineage: Eukaryota; Metazoa; Arthropoda; Malacostraca; Decapoda; Portunidae. The transcript has 3 exons.